This is a messenger RNA of Coprinopsis cinerea okayama7#130, 2895 nucleotides long. RefSeq lists its product as hypothetical. The transcript is spliced from 5 exons. Gene Ontology annotation, cellular component: membrane; cytoplasm. Lineage: Eukaryota; Fungi; Basidiomycota; Agaricomycetes; Agaricales; Psathyrellaceae. The record is from RefSeq and is a predicted model, not a curated record. The coding region runs from base 1 to 2895 and encodes 964 amino acids. Gene Ontology annotation, biological process: protein folding in endoplasmic reticulum.
AUGCUUCGACUGCAACAACUUCCAUUGGCCCUGCAAGUCAUAUCAUUACUAUUCGCCUCAACCGCAUUCGCGGAACCAACCUCGCUUAAUGACCCUCUUCGUGCCAUAGCGCUGCACGCGCCAAAGCGACCCGGUCCCCCAAUAUGUUGCUUGCAGUCCCAGUCAUCACAGCUAGAGGUACCGGAGGACGAGGUUCUGUUGUCGUUCGAGGAAUGGAAAGCGAAGCAGCAACAACUCCAGAACAAUCAGUCGAACAACAAACAGACAGAGCAAGAGAAUUCAAGCAAUUCUGGUGCUGGAAACAAUGGGGCGACGUCUGGAAAUGAAGGAAACGGUCACGAUCCAGCAGCAGGCGCUAAUGCUCAAGAUGGAUCACUACCAAUAUCCCACACAUACGAAGAGUUGGCGUCAAUACAUCCGGCAGAGACAGUCCUUCCUCAUUUCCAAGUACCAACAACAGACCGAUUCAACUAUGCAAGUCUCGACUGUUCAGCUCGAGUACAUACCGCUCAUCGCGGAGCCAAAUCGGCAGCGUCAAUCCUUUCAUCGAAGAAGGAUCGUUAUAUGCUCAGCCCUUGCAAGACAAAGGAGAAGAAAUUCGUGGUCGUGGAACUAUGCGACGAUAUCCGCAUAGACACCGUGCAGUUGGCGAAUUACGAGUUCUUCAGCGGUGUCUUCAAAGACUUCAGCGUCAGCGUGGCCAAGACCUAUACCGACUCUGAGGGCUGGACGCAGGCCGGAACAUAUCGAGCGAAGAACGUGCGAGGGGUCCAGACAUUCCGCUUUCCUGAAACCCUACGCGAUUUCUACCGUUACAUUCGCAUCGACUUUCAUUCCCACUACGGGAAUGAAUACUACUGCCCAGUCUCGUUACUUCGAGUGUAUGGUCUAACUCAUCUGGAGGAGUGGAAAUGGGACAUUUGGAUGGCGGAAAGCAAGGCCAAGCAGGCGGAGGCCUUGAACAUCAAACCGCUGUCCAUUGAAGCACAAUUAUCCGACGAGACCGCUGAAUCGACGGGGCGCGAAGGUCCCUCUUCUCGAACAGAAAACGAGCACGGAGGCAUCGACGCCACCAUCAUCGAGACAUUGGCAGCCCUUUCAAGCAAGGCCGCGGAACUUUCACAGCCUGUUUCGAGCGACUUGGCCUCGGCAAUCCCAGACGUACCACCCUCCAAUCACAAUAUACAUCCGUAUAGCCCUCCGCCACCCAAACCUGCAGAACCUUACUCUCACGAACUUCACGACCCACCUUCUCAUCAUGACAGUUAUAUACCUUCGCAUUCUACAGAUACCUUCGCUAGCCCGGGAUCAGGAUCCCCUCAUUCAGCGACAAACACCGCUCCUUCAGUCCCACAACCUCCACCAACUGCUUCGGCCCCAUCCUCAUCCACCGCUGUGGCAACCUCUGCGGUUUCGACGUCAACCCGCGCAUCGCCCAGUGAUUCUCCUGUUCACGGCAAAGCCCACAACAAUACAUCCUCAUCACAGCGAAGCAGUUCCCAAGGCCCAUCGUCCGUAAUCAUCCUUUCAUCUGCUUCUGCCGCACCAAGUCAUCCCACCGGCGUUCCCCCAAUACACGCUACCACUGGUGGAGAGUCUGUUUAUCGAACGAUAAUGAACAAGCUCACGGCGCUAGAAACCAACUACACUCUUUACACUCGCUACAUGGACCAGCAGAAUGGUGCCAUCCGGGAACUCAUCAAGCGACUGGGAGAAGACAUCGGUCGUUUAGAGGGCGUGACCCGUGCGCAAAGAACUCACAGUCAAAAGAUGCUGAAUGAAUGGGAGAAGCAGAGACUGCAAAUGCUUAUCGAGUAUAACCAACUCGUUUCGCGGGUUGAGCACCUCUCUGAAGAGAUCCUUCUCGAAAAGCGUUUAGGCGUUGCUCAACUUUGUCUCAUGCUCGCGGUCUUGAUCUUUAUGGGUCUCACGCGAGGUUCGCGGGGGGAAGCGAUCGUCGUCAACGGGCCAACCUCGAUGCGAGAGUGGGGGAAGCGCCAUCUUAGUCUCAGUGGCGACUGGACGAGUCGGUUCAGACGUAAGAGCAAUGCAGGUCAUUCGGCGGCGAUCCGAUCCAGGCCCUUGACUGCUAAACCUGCUUCACCGUCCAAGAAAUCUGCUGCUGCUACAGAUGUCGAGGGAAAGGUCGAGUUCCCGUCGACGGACGACGCUCCAUUGAAGAAACGGCCUUUGGAACCUAUACAGGUCAACAAUGCCGACACACCCACUUCCUCUCGUGUUAAGAAGCUCUCACUUACUCGUUCAAGAACACCAUCUCUCAGAACAAACGGUACUGGUAAACGAGUUCCACACACCGCACAUAUCCCCCGACCUCAAACACCUACACCAAUCCGACCUGUCUUCCACCACCGGGAUUUAGGCUCCCACUCUCUUCAACGCUCAUCCUCUCACGGCGCACAGCUCUCAUCCGGCCGCUCAGCCAAGAGCGCCAAAAAGUGGGCCCGCACUGCACAUCUACAUCCAGUCAAAACACCCUUCUAUCCUCAGACGAAUUCCGAAGCUUUUGCCCAGAGCUAUGAUGGGUCGAAUCCUUCAGUCGGAGCUGGGGGGAGCAAUGCGAGUGAUCUGGGGUAUCAGGAUGUCUUUUCAGCGCCUGCUGGCUCUUUUGCCUUUCCCAAGAAGGCGGUAAGGGAGCGAGACUUGCCCGGGACUGGGAAUACGCAGGAGCUGAGUCUCACGAGGGAUUCGCUGGAAAUUUGGGAUAGCAAGGAUCAUGGAUGGAGGAAACGGCGGCCGUCGGCGGCGGGGAGGAGUUCAGAGAAUGUGGUCGCGGAGAAACUCGAGGACGCGGACGCCGAGAAUAACUGGAUUGACACAGAUAGUGUUGUCGAUUCUUCGGAUGUCGAUUCGAUGGGAUUGUCUGGUCAGCUAUAA